Molecule: messenger RNA, 177 nt
Organism: Paraglomus occultum
Lineage: Eukaryota; Fungi; Glomeromycota; Glomeromycetes; Paraglomerales; Paraglomeraceae
Source: the annotation of a GenBank genome assembly
AUGUUAGUGUUGUCAACCGGUAUUUACGUUAGGUACCUAUUUACGUUAGACAGACAAAAGGGCACUACCACAGUAAUCAAGAUAGUACAAAUGGAGCCAGUGCCGGAAGCUCUGCCCACUAAACACAGCUAUCCUGCUUGUAUUGGCUUUAGAAAUAAACCUCAUAAUAAUAAAUAA